AUGGCUGCUGGCCUUCCGGUGCGCUCACUAUUACAGCGCACAGAAUAUUCUGUUUGGCCAUUGGUUUUCCCCAAUUGGCUCACCUUUGGGUACAAACAGGUGGCCGACAAAGACAUAGCCGACGAUCUCAUUGAGUGCCGCAAUAACCACAUCAAUAUCACUGUUGAUAACCGACCCGAUUGUCCGCUAAUAUUUCCCCAUUUAGUCUCAUAUACGGAUGUAUUGACGCAAAUUAAUCAGCAAUUGAUUGACUCGAUUGCCGACAAGUAUAACAUCAAAAUCGGUGGUCGACACGAACCCCACGAGUGUCGGCCGCGACAACGGGUGGCCAUAAUAGUGCCCUUUCGGGACCGAUGGACGCAUCUGUGGUUAUUUGUGCAACACUUGCAUCCAUUCCUCGUCAGUCAACGAAUCGAUUAUCAGAUAUUUAUCGUCGAACAGACGGACAGCAAACCAUUCAAUAGGGGAAAGUUGUUUAACAUCGGCUUCCGUGAGGCCAUGAAAAUGGACUCGUUUUGUUGUCUCAUUUUCCACGACAUCGAUGUCCUGCCUAUAGAUCGGCGGCAACUCUAUAGCUGUUCGCAUACACCGCGACACAUGUGCUCAGCUCUGGACAAGUUUCGAUAUGUACUGAUAUAUCCGGAUCUGUUGGGCGGUGUUGUGGCCAUACGGACCGAUCAGUACCGCGAGGCCAACGGCUACUCAAAUCGGUUCGAGGGUUGGGGCGCCGAAGACGACGACUUUUACAAUCGGAUCAAAGCCAGAGGAUUGGUGUUGAGGCGGUGGUCGCCCCAAAUCUCCCGCUGCCUAAUGUUGAGCCAUAAGCCCGAGAAACCAAAUCCCGACCGAAAGUCACUGUUAGCGUCGGGAAGCGCUCGCUUCGAGUCGGACGGUCUCAACGAUUUGGACGACUCCUACCAAAUACUGGCCAUACAUUUUGAACCCCUCUAUACUAUAAUCAAAGCUAAGUUGUUAUGAGACUUAAAUUAAUAUAAACUAAUUAAUAUAAAUUAAUUAAUUAUAACUUAUAUUUGAUACAAAACA
Messenger RNA from Medioppia subpectinata, 1044 nucleotides. The record is from the annotation of a GenBank genome assembly. NCBI's taxonomy places the organism in Eukaryota, Metazoa, Arthropoda, Arachnida, Sarcoptiformes, Oppiidae.